AUGACCCUGGAGGAGAAAUUGAGAGAGCUGGAAGAGAAGUUGUUCAGAUGUCUCUCCCUAUCCAGAUGCCAAGAGCAGCAGGGUCGACUGAAGGUAGAACUGAAGCAAAGACAACAGGAGACUGAGAAGAGAGAAGACCAAUACCAACAGGAGCUCCAUGAGCAGCAUGAGCUGGUCCGAGCCAUGAAGAGACGUAUGGUAGAGCUGAUUCAGGAGAAGGACAGCCUAUGGCAGAAGACAGAGCAUCUCUCUUCCCUGGCCCCUGGGCUCUGUGUAGUCUGCAGCAAGGUUUUUGGUCGCCUGUCUAGGAGAUAUAAAUGCAGCACAUUCAGCUUUUGGAUCUUGACUCACUUCAGAGGUGGCAGCAGCAACAGGCAGAGACCUAACCGGGUGUCUAGAAUGACAGGCGUGAUCCAUAUAAGCUCAGAGGAGCUAUCUGACUGGGCUGAUGAUAAUUACAGUUUUUCUGGAUACAGUACAGACCUGCCAUCUUUGUCUGGGGAUGCAGCCCCCUGCCGCCUAGAGAACUCAGGCCUCAACAGAUAUUUUGUCAUUGUAAUAUACAUCCUCGUGUUCUUGCUGAGUUUGCUGGGAAAUUCACUGGUGAUGCUGGUCGUCCUCUACAACCGGCUCAGCCGUUCAGUCACAGAUAUCUACCUGCUCAACCUGGCCAUAGCCGACCUGCUCUUUGCCCUUUCACUACCUCUUUGGGCUGCCUCCAAGGUGAAAGGCUGGAUCUAUGGCACAUCUCUUUGCAAGUUUGUCUCUCUUCUCAAGGAGGUCAACUUCUACAGUGGCAUACUGCUGCUGGCCUGCAUCAGCGUAGACCGCUACCUAGCCAUUGUCCAUGCCACUCGUGCUUUGACUCAAAAGCGCCACUGGGUAAAGUUCGUCUGCAUGGGCAUCUGGGGCCUGUCUUUGCUCCUGUCCAUGCCCAUUAUUUUCUCCCGUGAGGCAAUCAAGACAGAGUAUUAUGGCUUUGUCUGUUAUGAGAACUUUGGCAACAGUACUGAAAAAGGGCGGCUGAUACUGAGGAUCCUGACCCAGUUCUUUGGCUUUGUCUUGCCCCUACUGGUCAUGCUCUUCUGCUAUGGCUUCACCCUGCGCACCCUCUUUGAGGCGCACAUGGGGCAGAAACAUCGGGCGAUGCGGGUCAUCUUUGCUGUAGUCCUUGUCUUCUUACUCUGCUGGCUGCCUUACAAUCUGGUCCUGAUCACUGAUACCCUCCUGAGGACCGGGUUAAUUGAGGACAAUUGUCCACGAAGGCAUGUGAUUGAAAAUGCCAUAAAUACCACUGAGGUACUGGGCUUCCUCCAUAGCUGCCUCAACCCCAUUAUCUACGCCUUCAUUGGACAUAAAUUUCGGUACAGCUUUCUCAAAAUCCUGGCCGCCCAUGGUAUGGUCAGCAAAGAGUUCUUAGCCCAGCACAGCAAGCCCUCAGUCCAUGGUUCCUCUUCUGGAAAUACCUCUACCACCCUUUGAAGAUCCCUCUGGUCCAGCUCUUCUGGGUCUCUCCCUGCCCUUUGCCUCUCCUAUCUCCAAAAUUUCACUCUUGGAUGAGUUAGCUUCUCCUUUUUCACGGAUGCCUCCACCAUGUGGUAUGGGGGGAACAUGAGAGUCCUAUUAAGGGAUACCACCCCAAGUGGAUGAUAUAGGAAUUAUAUAUCUACCCCUAUAAUUACCUUGAACUCUUGGGUUACAGUCACCAUAUCAACAGGACAGCUGGUAUUAUUCAACCCCGUCAGCCCACAGCAUGAUUUCCCGAGACUUUAAAACCUAGAUCCUAUUUAGGGUAACUCUUAGGGGAUUCCACAGCAGAGAAGGGCAAUGGGCAGAUUUCAUAUAAAUGGUCUGUUUUCACGUAAUCUCCUUGUCUAUCAUUGGAGGAAACUAGAUGGCUCAGUGGAUAGAGCACUGGGCCUGGAGUCAAGAAGACCUUAGUUUAA
Messenger RNA from Trichosurus vulpecula (common brushtail), 1946 nucleotides. RefSeq names its product C-X-C chemokine receptor type 2-like. Gene Ontology annotation, biological process: neutrophil chemotaxis; G protein-coupled receptor signaling pathway; immune response. The coding region runs from base 1 to 1482 and encodes 493 amino acids. Gene Ontology annotation, cellular component: membrane. The transcript has 5 exons. NCBI's taxonomy places the organism in Eukaryota, Metazoa, Chordata, Mammalia, Diprotodontia, Phalangeridae. Gene Ontology annotation, molecular function: C-X-C chemokine receptor activity. The record is from RefSeq and is a predicted model, not a curated record.